UCGUCUAGACAAAAAGAUGACACGGAAGCAAGCGUACAGGCCACCGACACUUACGAAGUUCCGAGAGGUCGACGCCUGGAGUUGAGAGUGUGUGUGCGCGCCCGCGCAAUGGCGAUGCCCGGAAGUAGCACUACGCAUGCGCGUGUGUGGUACACAGUGGCCAGGAUGUGUGUUUCCUCAACAGCAGAAGACAACGAUUCUUGUUUCGUAAAAGGUGCAGUUGCAGUGGAUACGCGCUGCUCGAGACAUCAGAUUGUAUAACGUGGGGAGAGCAGCGCUGUGCUAGUCGAGCUGUCAUCACUGACGACAGAAUUAUCAUGUCAAUACUUCGAGAGACGGCCUGGUAAUAUUUGAAGCGAUGUCAGUGUCGUCUGUAACGGACAUCGGAGUAACUCUGAACAGUGCAGUGAAGAAGGUUGUUAAAUCUUUGACAAGGUAAGAGCCUAGACUGAACACCCAAUCUGCAAUAACCGUUUCAAACACAUCCUGGUAGUUCCGACGACGAAAGUUUCCAGUUUGUUUUACUGAGGAGGGGGAGAGGAGCUGAAGGCAUCAUCAAUCCAGAUAAUUACGCCGACGAUAAAGGGGAGUCAGUAAGGCUUUAAGCCUCUGAGAAGGAUUAUUUCCAGUAAGAGAUCUUGGAGAAACACCAAGUGACAGGCGGUUCCUUGUCUGGAAAGAGCGUUCUACUCAAAAGGACACGUAGCUGGUGUAUCCUGAAGUCCAUCACUCAUUACAUCUCAAGUUUGAUCGUCUUAGAAGCAAUGAAGUUAAGGAAAGUAAUGGUAACCCCGCUUAUGGUUGGCUGGAUUUUGUUGCUACAUCUUCCAGCGGGCAACACUUGCAGUGGAACCACGUGCGGGCAAUGUAUCACUUCCGGUUCUGAGUGCGCCUGGUGCGCAGACACGAUUUUUAAAAACUCUUCGUCCAGCUCACGUGACCGCUGUGCCUCUCACAAGGAACUCUUUGAAGCAAACUGCACCCAGAUCCAAAACCCUCGCAAUGAGGAGGUCAUGAGCUACCGACAGGAUCGGCAAGUGACAGAUGGAUCGGACGGGACAGGUAAUGAUGCCAUACAGCUGCAGCCACAGGCCAUGAGGGUCCGGAUCAGACCGAAUGAUGAAUUCCGUACUCGUGUGACAUUUCGUCCUGCCAACAACUUCCCCGUGGACCUGUACUUUCUGUUCGAUGUGUCUCGCACCAUGAACGACUCCAUUGAAGAACUCUCUAAGCUCGCCAGCGACAUAGCUGAAGAGAUUAACAGCAUCUCCACAAACUAUCGAAUGGGGUAUGGGACUUUCCAAGACAAAGUCAUCUUGCCAUUUACCAACACUCACCCUGCGAAGUUGGCGAACCCAUGUACCCAAAGGGAGCCUUGUAGCCCCGCGUUCUCCUUCCGACACGAGCUGCCCAUGACCAAAGAUUUGAAGAGCUUUGCGAAUGCAGUAAAGCAAUCGCACAUCACGGGCAACAUCGACAGACCGGAAGGUGGCCUGGACGCCAUGAUGCAGGCCAUCGUGUGCAAGACGGUUGGCUGGAGAGAAAACAGCAGGCAGCUGAUUAUUUUUGGAUCAGAUGCUCGCAUGCACUUUGCUGGAGACGGAAAGCUGGCGGGUCUGGUUACCCCCAACGAUCGCAGCUGUCACCUUGACGACGGAAAAAUUGAUUCCAAGGCGGAAGAACAGGACUACCCAUCAGUCGGACAAAUUGCUUAUGAGCUUGAUCGCUCGAAAAAGUUUGUCAUCUUCGCCGUCAGCAAACCCGUCUACCCCGAGUACCAGCGGCUGCAGACGCAGGUGCCGCGGUCGUCGGCAAACAUUUUGCAGACUGGGAAAGAUUCUAAUGUUGUGCAGAUCGUCCGUGAUACUUACAGGAACAUGACAAAAGGAGCUGAACUGGAAUACAAAACUUCUUCUGAACUCCUCGAAGUCAGGAUUGAACCACAGUGUGCAAAACGAGAGGGAAAGCGCUGUACUGAGGUGACAAUUGGACAACCGAUCGAUUUUGUUAUUUACAUACGGGUACUUUCCUGCCCUAAGAGAGAGUCAGAUCGAAUUCAAACGGUCAUAGUAGCACCCAGCGACUUUCUGCAGGAUCGCCUGAACAUCACCGUCGAAAUCAUCUGCAACUGCGGGUGCGAGAUCAACGCCACUCGGACACCCAGCGAUGAGUGUAGCUAUGGCAACGGCACGCUGGUGUGCGGCGUGUGUGACUGUGACCCGGGGCGGUCGGGUAGCACGUGUGAGUGCGGAGUGAAUGAGGAGGAGGAACAUCUGGAGGACAACAGCUGCACACCAGGCGGCAAUUCAUCGGCGGUACCCGAGUGUAACGGCCCGCAGGUAGGACGCUGCGUGUGUGGCGAGUGCAUCUGUAACCCCGGCUACAGCGGCCGCUACUGUGAAUGUAACGACAUGGCCUGCGCCGCCUCCGAGAACGGCAAGGUGUGCGGAGGUAACGGGGCGUGUCGCUGCGGCAAGUGCGAGUGUGACGUCGACUACACUGGACACACCUGUACAUGUCCACUGUCCAACUCCACUUGCAUCGACACCAGCAACACAGCUGAUAAGGUCUGUUCCGGCCAUGGAGUGUGUGAGUGUGGAAGCUGCAAGUGCGAGCGCGGCUACAGUGGAAAAUACUGCGCCGAGUGUCCUCUCUGUGGAAAGACGGUGUGUGAAGUCAACUGGGAGUGCGUUCGCUGCAACAUCGACAAGCCCGACGCUCCAGCAUGUCCAGAAAAUUGUCCUCCGGUGACCAAAGUUCUCGACAUCGACGGCAGCACUCCGGGUGUUUGUCCAGAGCACAUUGACUCUUGCCUCAUCCACUAUUCCAUUCAAGACACCGAAGGCAACAUCACCAUUCGUAUGCAAGACCAACCUGUUUGCCCGAAAGACAUCAACCUGUGGAUUGUGGUUGGAGGUGUGGUAGGGGGAGUGGUGUUGGUGGGGCUGCUGCUGCUGAUGCUGUGGAAGAUCUUGACGCUGAUGUUCGACAAAAUGGAGUAUGCGCGCUUCGAGAAGGAACUUCAGAAACCCAACUGGGCCAGGGAAAACAACCCUUUAUACAAGGAGGUUACCACCACGUACCACAACCCUACCGUCGAUCCGGGACCUGGCACGGAAGACUUUUGACAUUUCCGGGGAGACGAUUGAUUCAUUCAGGCUCACAAUCAUUGUCCGAAGCAGUGCGAUUGUAUUUUACGUGCGUGCGUGUGUCUGUGUGUGUGCAUGUGUUCGACAUUAUUCGGAUUAUGCCGCAGUUCUUUGAUCGUCCUAGAACAACCACUACAGAGAAGAUUAUAAAAAAGUUCUUUGUUUGUUUGUUUGUUGUUUGUUUGUUUGUUUGUUUGUUUGUUUUGGUCCAUGAGGGGUGCAAGAAACAUCUAGCGUGAAGCUGCGCUGCCUUUCAAAUUCAUGUCACUUGAUUUAUUUCCAUGUGGAAUACAGUACAUGACCACUUUUUGUAAGAUCGUGCAUGUUGGUAUGUAUCUGUCUAAAUAUUAGACCUUGUGCUGGUCUUAUAAAGACAGCUACACUGACGUGAGUGUUCUUAAAAGGUGUUUGGGAAUGUGGAGUAAUAUUAAAAUAUAAGUGCACUUAGUCAUAUGAAAGGUUUUACCCACAUACAUAAAACACACACACAAGCGCAUGCUCACACAUGUAUUAUUAAGAUGUCUCAUCCAAAUUCUAUUAACAUAAACUGCCUUGCACAAUUAUGCUAGUAUGUAAUGUCUUUAAUAAGUUGUACAGCUACAUAUAGAAUUCGUAAACGCUUCAGAAUAUUUUUAUGAAACAUUUAAACAUGUACGUGUGUGUGUGCAGAAAUAUAACUGAAAUUUGAAAUAUGAUCUUGUAAAGUUCUAUAUGCAUUGUACUACUUUCCCGUUUAACUUUGUCUUUAUUUUGCUGCUCAUGAAUGAUCAGUUAUGUGCCAAAUCUUAUGACAGUCUAUGUCAGUAGUUGGUCUUAAAGUAUUGUAUUUAGACUAAUGUAUUAUUCAGAGUGUACCUUUGUGUUAUGGAUUAUGUACGGAUUGUUUUUGUGAAGGCAGUAGAUGUAUUUGCUGUAUCAUAAUCUUCUGUCAUAACUACUGCUUAAUGUCUUCUACGACAGUCAUAAUUUGCUUUGUAUGGACUAUUGUAACCUGUGGAGAUAAUGUUUAAUACUUGGGUGAUAACAAGUACACCGGUAAUUCAAUGUGUGGGUGCGUGCGUGUGUGUGUGUGUGUGUGUGCUGCCAUAUCUUUAGCGGAUCCUUCCGAAGCAUUCUUAAUGCCUGAACUGUUUGUUUUCUGUCAUGUCAUUUUAUGUAUGUGAUAUUUACUAUCAGAUUUUCACCCAGCAUCGCUCUGUUGGGUGCAUAUUAGCGACCGCUGCCCACUGGUCUGAAACUAAUAUUAAAGUUGGCGAGUGUUCAUAGUGGAAUUCCUGAGGCAAUACUAUUCAAACAUUUUGAAGACACACUCACUGUAUUUCGAUUUUUUUAACUGUCAGUGUAACAUGCUUUUUGCUAUCUUGAAAUGCUUUAGUUCUCCGAAGUUAAAACUGAGGAGUAAGAUUUUAGUCUGAAUAUAUUUCGUUUUUUUUUUUAAAGAGCUAGUGAUAGUAUGGCUGGCUGGCAGCUUAAGCAGGCAGAGAUUAUCGAGUAAUUGUAGAUACAUGCUAAUUAUUAUACAACCUUUUACUCAUCCCCCAUUAUCUGACUUUCGGCAUUGGAUCUUUCUCAAUAAAUAUUCGUCUCUGCGUCAGUAUUUUCUGCAUUGCCUUAGUUCUUCCUGUUUUCCGGCAUUAAAAGUUCAGCUAUUAACAAUAAAACGCUUUUUAAAUUGGGA
This is a messenger RNA of Pomacea canaliculata, 4827 nucleotides long. RefSeq names its product integrin beta-1-like. Gene Ontology annotation, molecular function: integrin binding. NCBI's taxonomy places the organism in Eukaryota, Metazoa, Mollusca, Gastropoda, Architaenioglossa, Ampullariidae. Bases 765 to 3128 code for a protein of 787 amino acids. The transcript has 22 exons. Gene Ontology annotation, cellular component: focal adhesion; integrin complex; cell surface. The record is from RefSeq and is a predicted model, not a curated record. Gene Ontology annotation, biological process: cell adhesion mediated by integrin; cell migration; integrin-mediated signaling pathway.